AUGGAGAGUUCUGAAAAGCCGCGGCCGCUGCUGCAGCGUCCAGAGAGUUCCGGCAUUGAUGUUCUAGAUUUCUCCUUCAGCAAGCCCGCCUCAUACAAGCCCUUGUACUCGCGAAACCUGACCAAGCAAGCACCCAUCCCCAACCCCCCAGUUGAUAAUGCCCGACCUUCAAGGGAACUGAUGGGAGAGGAGGCAGCUCACAACCAUCAACUAGUCGGGCCAGACACCCCUCUCAAUCACCGCGGCGUUGAGAAAGAAGGACCACCCAAGGCACCAGUCCCCACGGGACAAGCUGUGUUUUCUCAGCCACCAAGUCGACUCUCGACAGCAGCUGAACCCAAAAAGGACAGCGCCCGUCGGUCCACACCUAGAGAUCUAGGUAAACAGAGUUUCCGACAAAGGCAGGAACUGAUUAAUGGCCAACCAAAUAAGCCCACCGGGUCUGAUACUCCCAGAGAGACCAUUAGCUCUACAGGAAGUGUUGUUGACCUGAGUGAAGAGCAUGUUGUUGACAUUGACAAGACGGGUGAAGCUGAAUAUGCCUUGCCCGAGUCACCCCAGGUACAACGGCCUCACAGAGAGAGGCAAGAAGUUCCGGAGAACCCAUGCUCUCGUGUGCCUCUCAAGCUUGUACACAAUCAGCUUCAUGCGUCGACGCGACGCUGUGCAUCCGAGAAGGAAACAUCUUCCAAGCAGCCCGCACCGCUCGUUGGUGGCAAGAACGGCGUUCAGCUCGGUGAGGAUGAUCUAUUUGAGCUUCUCAUCACGAAAAUGAAACAGCGAGAGGAAAGCGAGCACGCGGCUACAGUCAUCCAACGGCAACUCAAGAAGGAGAACAUGGGCUUGAAGGAAGAUAACCUUAAUCUGCAGGACCGCCUCAAGAAAUGCCAAGGACAGCUCGCCAAAACAUCAUCCGAGUCAAGAUCUCAGCGCGCACAAAUAGACAAGUGGAAGGCAAAACUUGGGACAUUCAAAGGUGUCCUCAACGAACUUGGCCGUGAAUAUGGCGCAGUCCGGGAGCAAGCCAAAAAAUUAAAAGAAGCAACCAUGUCGCUUGACCGAGAGAAAAUCGAGAUCCAACACAGUUUGGGCGAGAUCAAGUUGAAGGUUUCGAACAGUGAAGUGACAAUUCGGGAUCAACACGAGAGACUUUCAAUGUCCGAAGAAACAGUUGCCAGCUUGAGGGAAGCUUUGGACCAUUCAGAGAAAAGAGGCGAUUUGAUCAAGACGCAGCUAUCAAACGAGAAUAAGCGAAUUGUGACUCUAGAAGCCUACAUCCAAAAUGAGUGCCAGAGUCAGUCACGAUACUUGGGCCUCAUCAGAAACGACCAGCGCAGAAUGACCGAAAGGUUUGACUCUGCCUGCGAGCUGUUUACCACAUCUUGCGUCAAAUCUCAGGAUAAUAUCCUCUCGAAACUGAGUCCUGCGGUUGAAUAUUGUCUUGCUUCGGUCCAGGCGUUGAAAGAACAGUGCUCUGCCGAGACCAUGGAUGUCCAAGCCUUUACCAGCAGCGUUCAGGAGGCAACAUCCCGUUUCAACUCUCUGGCUGGUCAGGUCGCAAGCGACGUUGACCGAAGCACAGAAAUGAGCAAAAAUGUGUUUCAAGCCCUUCAAGAAGCCCUUCAAGCAAUUGAAGGCAACCUCGGUCCGUAUUCGUCGAUUUUCAAACAACUUGCUAAUAGCGAGAGUUGCUACGGGAGUUUGCAACAACAGCUUCAGAUUGUUCAGCCAAUGCUCGGUAGUCUCGAUGCUUCUAUCAAGGUCGUGGGAACAACAGAAACAGACCUCGUGCGCGGGCUAGAAACGUUCGGUCAGAAGCUGUCCGAAGCUCGAAUCCCAGCAGGGAACCCUGUUCUGGAGAUGGAGGUUUCCAAGAAAUUCGCCGAGAAUACGCAGUUGCAGCUUCAACUACAAGGGAUCUCCCUUGAAGUUGAUUCUGUUAGAAAGCAACUUGCCAGCAAGUCAUCUGAGAAUCAACAUCUUCAGCAUGCUUUGACUGAUGCUGUUACUAAUGAACAAGCAUCGAAAAGUCAAAGUUCCCGGCUGGAGAUUGAGAAGACGGCCUUGCGAGGCGAGCUUCAAUUGCUCGAGCAAAGAAUCCGAGAAGAGUUGGGCGCUGCAAGCACCAAGCAGGGUCAGAUGAAAGCUAGAUUCGAAGAACAAGUCCAAGGGCUUGAGACAGAAAGGACGAGGCUAGAAAGAGACUUCAGUAACCUUCAGGCGCAGCUUGCAAAUGUCCAAGGAUCUUUGACCGAAACCAAAAAGACAGCCGAGGACGAGCGACUAGAAAAGGCCUCCAUGCACCAGGAAUCACAGAAACGAAUUGAGGAGCUGAAUCUUUCUUGCUCAAAAUACAUCACAGAGGCCAAGACCAUUGAGACUGAAUCACAAUUAUUGAAAAGAUCCGAAGCCGCUCUCCUCGCGGAGAAGGAGAGGCUCCUUGGACAGCUUGAGCAAGCGAACAGAAAGACAAUCGAGCUUGAAGCGAAACUAGGGCUGAAGACCGAGUCUGCAACAAUGAAAGAGAAAGCGGCGCAGGAAGCAGAAAAGAGAGUCCAGGUGCUUGAGCUGGAGAUGGCCCAGAAGACUGAAGAGCUUGUAGCUAUGAAAGAAAACCUCGCCAUGCUCAAAUCACGGUCAUCGGCUUUAGAGAAGGUUGGGGAGGAGGCUGACGCUGAGAUAGUUUCACUCCUCCGCCGGGCUCAGGAGGCUGAAAGCUGGCAAGCGACUAUAAGAGAGGGGAUUGCGAAGGUGAUCGAGGUACAUCCCGACGAGCCUUUCGACCUAACAUGGCAGAAACUGGAAGACAUCAUUCAGUCCUCGCUUGCUCAGCCGUCCAUCACUGGCGAUACGCCUUGCACCAAGCUUCACGGCAAGGGGAAUAUGGAGGCGACUGAAGGUAGCAAUCUUGCACCGGAGCCAAGUGAGGGCAGACGGGAUGAUCUCUUGGAGACUAAUGAAUCAAACAAUGAGGCUCGCAAGCCUGCUGGAAACAUGCAGACAGAUGGACAUCUAGCACCAAAUACUUUUAGUCCCCCGAAGGCUUUGAAACACGGUGAUUGUGUUGACUCUUUACCGAAAUUCCCUGCUGGUCACGGUCAUAUCGUUCCAUUUUCAAGUCUCCAUGACAGACUUUCACGGGAAAAUAGUAUGUCGCUUUUCAAUGAUCCAGCUGAGCUCGAAAUGCUCUUUAUGUCAACCCCGGAUCUUCAAGUCGCUUCGAUGCCAGAUGAUGCCCCAAAGAAAGCUCAAGAACAGCAAAAGGUUCCAGUUAAGCCUCUGAAAAUGAGCCGAGAUCCCAAUGAAGCUAACCCUGUUCUCGGGAUGCAACCUCCCCGCGCCGAUGGCAGUACAAUUGAAAGAUCUCAGUCGGCUCUUGAAGAUACUGCCAGUUCGUUUAUUGACAAAUCUGCCAGUAACGAACAGCCCAACACCAAACGUAAAGUAGUCAGCUUCGAGGGGACGCGGGUUUUCACCAAAACAGAGGUUGGUAAAGCCAGACGAAUGUCAGACGCAACAGACAACAGCUCUGGGAGAGAGUCUAAAACCAAGGAAGUCAAGAGGACACAGAAACGGACUUAUAGCCGUCUUCGCCAAUCUGUUGCACAGGAGGAAACCUCGAUUGAAACGACUACAGAGGAGCAGCCUGCCACCAAAGCUUUGGUAGGAAGGUCUCAGCAGCGCUCAAUGGAUAAGAAUGAGCAGUCUUCGAACGCGAACCCAAGGCCACCGAAGAGACCUCGAAAUGCAGCCGAUGGCCCGGAACGACGACUGAGUCCGAAGGGUUUGGCUUCAGGUAGCAGUAGGGAAAGCACAGCCGGCCAAGUCAGCAUCACGCGAGGCCGCGGUAAGCGCUGCACUCGAGGUAAGAUGCUUGAUGCCUUUCCAAGGUGCCCCAGCUGA
Messenger RNA from Penicillium concentricum, 3903 nucleotides. RefSeq lists its product as uncharacterized. The transcript is spliced from 5 exons. Bases 1 to 3903 code for a protein of 1300 amino acids. The record is from RefSeq and is a predicted model, not a curated record. Lineage: Eukaryota; Fungi; Ascomycota; Eurotiomycetes; Eurotiales; Aspergillaceae.